AUGUCUGCUGCCAGCUGUCUGAAAUCUGAAGAUCAGUUUCUGUGCUCCAUCUGUCUGGAUGUGUUCACUGAUCCAGUCACCACACCAUGUGGACACAACUUCUGCAAAAACUGCAUCAAUGAACACUGGAACAGUAAUGACCAGUAUCCGUGUCCACUGUGUAAAAAGGUUUUCAACACAAGACCUGAACUUCACAUCAACUCAUUGCUCAAUGAGUUUGUUGCUCAGUUCAGACAGGAAGCUCAACAGAAAGCUGUUUUAGACCACAAGACACAUAAGUGUGUUCCUCUGAAAGAAGAAUAUGAAGGAAAGAAGGCAGAGCUGGGGAAGACAGAGGUUGAAAUUCAGGAGAUGAUCGAGAAGAAACGACUGAAGAUUGAAGAGAUCAAAAACUCAGUUGAACUCAGUGAGGAAGCUGCAGACAGAGAGAAAGCAGAAGGUGUUCAGGUCUUCACCGCUCUGAAGGAGACUGUUGAGAGAAGCCUGAAUGAGCUCAUUGAGACGAUUGAAGAGAAGCAAAGAACAACAGAGAAACAGGCUGAAGACUUGAUCAAAGAGCUGGAACAGGAAAUCUCUGAGCUGAAGAAGAGAAGCUCUGAGGUGGAGAAGCUCUCACACUCUGAAGACCACCUCCACCUCCUCCUCAAUUUCUCGUCCCUGAAAGCUGCUCCACCCACCAAAGACUGGACAGAGGUCAGCGUCCAUCCAUCAUCAUAUGAGGGGACUGUGGUGAGAGCUGUGUCUGAGCUGGAGGAGACGCUCAGUAAACAGAUGAAGAAGCUGUUUGAGGCUGAGCUCAGUAAACAGAUGAAGAAGCUGCACGCUGACGCUGAGCUGAAGAGGGUCCAGCAGUAUGCAGUGGAUGUGACUCUUGAUCCUGAUACAGCAUAUCCUAAACUCAUCUUGUCUAAAAAUAAGAAACAAUACGGUUUCCGUUCCAACAGAUAA
Scomber japonicus (chub mackerel) is the source of this 948-nucleotide messenger RNA. RefSeq names its product E3 ubiquitin-protein ligase TRIM39-like. The coding region runs from base 1 to 948 and encodes 315 amino acids. The transcript is spliced from 3 exons. The record is from RefSeq and is a predicted model, not a curated record. NCBI's taxonomy places the organism in Eukaryota, Metazoa, Chordata, Actinopteri, Scombriformes, Scombridae.